Scheffersomyces stipitis CBS 6054 is the source of this 2145-nucleotide messenger RNA. It is a transcript of the gene AMO1, whose product is annotated as Amo1p. Bases 1 to 2145 code for a protein of 714 amino acids. Gene Ontology annotation, molecular function: copper ion binding; quinone binding; primary methylamine oxidase activity. The record is from RefSeq and is a predicted model, not a curated record. The transcript has a single exon. NCBI's taxonomy places the organism in Eukaryota, Fungi, Ascomycota, Pichiomycetes, Serinales, Debaryomycetaceae. Gene Ontology annotation, biological process: amine metabolic process.
AUGGAAAGAUUGUCCCAACUCGCCACGCAAUUGACCUCGGGGUCUACUGCUACUGCUCCUCAUCCAUUGGACCCUUUAUCACCUUCGGAAAUUAAGGCUGUAUCUGACAUCGUCAAGUCCAAGUACGCUGGCCGUACCAUCAACUUCAACACCGUAACCUUGAGAGAACCAGUCAAGAAGGUGUACUACAACUGGAAGGAACACAACGGACCUUUACCUCCACGUUUGGCCUACUUUGUUGUUGUCGAAGAUGGCGUUUCUGCUAUCCAGGAAGGUGUCGUCGACAUUGGAUCUGGAGUCCUCGUCGAAUUGAGACAAACUGAGGGUGUCCAGCCAAUCUUGACCCCCGACGACUUGCAAAAGACUGAAGAUAUUGUGAGAAGUGACCCGGAAGUCAUCAGACAGUGCGGAAUUUCUGGUAUCCCACCUUCAGAAAUGGCCAAUGUCUACUGUGAUGCCUGGACAAUUGGUUACGACGAGAGAUGGGGAGCCUCAAGAAGACUCCAACAGGCUCUUAUGUACUGGAGACUGGACGAGGAUGACUCCCAUUACUCUCACCCACUUGAUUUCUGUCCAAUUGUCGAUAUGAAUGCCAAAAAGGUGAUUUUUAUUGAUAUCCCCACCAGAAGAAGAAAGGUUUCCAAGCACAAGCACUCGUCUUUCCAUCCUAAGCACAUUCUGGAGAAGUUUGGUACCAAGGAGAACCCAAGUGGGUUCCGUGAGGAUAACACGCCUAUCAACAUCACCCAGCCCAACGGUGUCUCCUUCAACUUGCAAGGUAAUGUGAUGACUUGGUCCAACAUGCAAUUCCACAUUGGUUUCAACUACAGAGAAGGUAUCGUCUUGUCUGACAUGUCAUACAACGAUCACGGCAAGAUUAGACCUAUGUUCCACCGUAUCUCUCUUUCCGAGAUGAUUGUUCCUUACGGCUCUCCAGACUUCCCUCACCAGAGAAAGCAUGCCUUGGACAUCGGUGAAUAUGGUGCUGGUAACUGUACCAACCCAUUGACCUUGGGCUGUGAUUGUAAAGGUGUGAUUCACUACAUGGAUGCACACUUCCCUAACAAGGACGGUGAGCCAACCACCGUGAAGAACGCUAUCUGUAUCCACGAAGAAGACGACGGAUUGUUGUUCAAGCACUCGGACUUCAGAGAUGACUUCCAGACCACUGUGGUUACCAGAGGUAAGAAGCUCAUCAUCUCGCAAAUCUUCACUGCUGCUAACUACGAAUACUGUUUGUACUGGAUCUUUAGACAAGACGGUACCAUCAAGUUAGAAGUCAGAUUGACGGGUAUCUUGAACACCUAUAUCUGUGCAGAGGACGAAGAAACCGGUCCUUGGGGAACACAAGUCUACCCACAGGUGAAUGCUCACAAUCACCAGCACUUGUUCUCUUUGAGAAUUCACCCCAGAAUCGACGGGGACAACAACUCCGCUGCCACUAGUGAUGCUAAACCAUCUCCUUAUCCAUUCGGAUCCAAAGAAAACAUGUACGGAAAUGCCUUCUACGCUCACAAGACCACGUUUAAGACGGUUAAAGACUCUUUAACUGACUCUGAUGCAUCCACCUCUAGAACUUGGGAUAUGUUCAACCCCAAUUCUAUCAACGCAUACUCUGGAAAACCAGCUUCGUACAAGUUGGUUUCCACCUUCUGUUCACCUGUAUUGGCUCAAGAGGGUUCUUUGGUUCGUAAGAGAGCACCAUGGGCUUGUCAUACUACCGAGGUCGUUCCUUAUGUUGACGAGGACCACGGCUAUGGUAGAUUGUACCCUUCCGGUGAUCACGUAGCCCAAUGGUCCGGUGAUGGUGCUAGAGGUAUGAGAAAGUGGAUUGGUGAUGGAUCUGACAACGUUGAAAAUACAGACAUCGUCUUCUUCCACACCUUCGGUAUCACCCACUUCCCAGCACCAGAAGACUUCCCAGUGAUGCCUACGGAAAUCUUCGAUUUGAUGUUGAGACCUAGACAUUUCUUCACCGAAAACCCAGUUCUUGACGUCAAGCCAUCAUAUGCUAAGACUACCAAGGAAGUCAAAGCUGGUGCCGUGGGCCAUGACACUUGUUCAUUGAAUAUCGACAAGACCUCCAGAUUGGCUUUCAACACCACUGCUUCUGAAGCCGCUUCCUCGUGUUGCUCCAAGAAAUAA